This is a messenger RNA of Exaiptasia diaphana, 936 nucleotides long. RefSeq names its product calcium-binding protein P-like. NCBI's taxonomy places the organism in Eukaryota, Metazoa, Cnidaria, Anthozoa, Actiniaria, Aiptasiidae. The transcript has a single exon. Bases 16 to 690 code for a protein of 224 amino acids. The record is from RefSeq and is a predicted model, not a curated record.
CUUGUGUGAUAUGAAAUGACAUGUAUCUUAACUUGUAUUAAAUGUAGUUUUCUUAUUCUUCCAGAUKWUGGUAUGAUUKUUGGCAUAGUGYUUGGUGUGAGUUUUGGUCUUGRUAUUCURAUAUGCUGUGUUYGGAUGUGUAAACGUAAAGGUAAUGYWGGCAWUGUACAUAGAGUUCCUGCUGCUACAACAACACAGUCAACAACUAUGACAACAAGUCRUGCACCACCUCCUGGUGCACCUCAGUAUCCUAUGCAGACACAAGGUGGACCUACUCCAGCACAGGGUAGCUUUGCUGUGCCUGCUGGAAGCUAUCCACCUCCAGGCCAACCAAGCUACCCAUCUGAAAAAGGCAGCUACCCACCUCCUCAAGGCAGUUACUCACCACCUCAAGGUAUCUACCCACCACCUCAAGGCACUUACCCACCACCUCAAGGCAGCCACCCACCACCAAUUCAAGGUUCAUUUGCCCCACCUGGUGGCUACUCACCAUACCCUCAAGGUAGCUAUAUUCCACCAGUUAAUGAUCCUGUUCCAAGUGAACCACCUCCACAAUAUCCAGGAAUAAAUGCUGAUUCAUCACAGGCAACUCCUGCCUCCAAUCCCCAGUUUCAAGGACCACCUCAAGCCAGUCCACCAUACCCAACAGGUGGUGAAUAUCCUAUGCAAUCUGGAACACAACAAAAGUAGUGGCCAUCUUAGUUUUAGCACUGUGAAUAGUAUUAUGGAAGAAAAAAACCAUACCCACCUCGCAAUGGGGAUUCCUCACAUGCACAAGACAACAAAACUAGUGGCCUUCUUAGGGGCUCAGCACUUUACAUGUCUCUGAAACCAACCAUGAACUUUCAUCUCAACCCACAUCUCCAAUGUAGCACUUGGGACCAUUAUCACCCCUCCAUACAUUUGUUUAGAAAUAAAACGUGUCAUGGUGAAGUA